Molecule: messenger RNA, 3990 nt
Organism: Sorex araneus (European shrew)
Lineage: Eukaryota; Metazoa; Chordata; Mammalia; Eulipotyphla; Soricidae
Gene: EFCAB8
Product: EF-hand calcium binding domain 8
Exons: 28
Coding region: 1-3972 (1323 amino acids)
Molecular function (GO): protein binding; calcium ion binding
Source: RefSeq, a predicted model, not a curated record
AUGGCUCAUUCUCUCUGUCCGCUGCGGACGUCCAAGACUUGCCCCUUUGAGGGCCCACCUCCUGCUCGCCUCGAUCGGCCCUUGCAUUCGUGCUGGUGGGACUUCCCGACGAGGUCCAAACCUUUCCCGCCUCCGGGAGAUGUGAGAGAGGACACUCCAGCCGAGAAGCUGUUCACCCCAACUGGAUUCCAGGAGAAAGUCUCUGCUGACGCUUUCAUCCCCAGUCUCACGCCCAGCCAGAUGGUGGAAUUACAGCAGGAGUAUUCCUGGCUGACUGAGCUGCCGCUGGACGAGAUGGAGAAAAUGUUCGAGACCUACGCGAAUGCAGAUGGAGGCUUGGACAGGAAGAUGUUCGUCAAGGGCACCAAGAAGGUCCUGGGCCAUAUGACCGAUGACAGGCUGCAUGUGCUCUUCCUCAAGGUGGACACGGACUGCGACGGCAUCAUCACCUGGGAGGAGUACGUGGACUAUGUGAUGCGGGAGUUCCAGGGGAAGGAGACGAAGAGGAGGAGCCAGUACCGCCUGCGCUUCCAGCUGCCCAUGAAGAUCAUCCCCCAAAGCCACCGCUGUGAGAUCGUGAAGGUGCAGUACUUCGUCCCCCGCCUCAAGAAGUUUGGCUGCUUCGUCACCGUCACCAAGGACGGCUGCCUGGAGACCUGGUCUGAGAGCUUUAUACUGAUCAGCUCCUUCAGGCUGACCCAGCUCCAGCAGUCCCCCCACCAGCAGAUGUGGGUCACCGACAUGGUGUGUCUGCACAACAUGAACCUGGUCGCAGUGGCGUCCACUGAGCAGAAGAUCGAGUUCUAUGAUAUUAGUGACUUCGACUGCAUCCGGGCCUUCACCUUCAUCGACCUGGACAGCUGUGUGAUGGUCAUGGACUACUGGUCUGACUACCACAGAGGUGUCUUCUGCUACGGCGACAGCAAGGGCAGCGUCGCCGUCUUCACCUCCGACAACGUGAAGAACGGGCUGUUCAACCCCUGCAUCCUCCCCAAGACCUCCAAAUGGGAUCGCACUCACUGGACCACCGUCUCUGCGCAGAAGCUCCUGAAGGAGAAGUCCAGUCUGUAUAGAACUUUCCGGCUGAAGGCUCUCCACCCCACCUGGUGUCAGCAGGUCAAGUUCAUCCCUGAGAUGAACCUGGUGGCCUCCUGUGCGGCUAUCGAGAAGGCCUCGCUGGUGCUGACCAUGCUGCCGGACAAAGACUCGGAGAACCCCAGGUUUUCCGUGCUGGGACUAAGGAAGGGGAUUCUUUGCUUUGAUUACUGCGUGGACAAGAACUUCCUCGUGACCGGUGGCUACGACCCCCUCAUCCGCCUGUGGAACCCCUUCUUAUCCAGAAAGCCCGUGUGGCAGAUGAAGGGCCACCGGGCCUCGGUGACGCACAUCCUCAUCAGCAGCAAGGACAGCAGCAUCCUCUUCAGCAUCUCCAAGGACAAGAAUAUCCGAGUGUGGGACAUGCUCGACUACAUCUGCCUCCAGUCCUUCUGCGGCCGGCUGCUGGCCCUGGGGAACUGCCCCAUCACCAGUGCCUACUUCCACAAGGAGGACAACGCGCUUGUCUGCUGCACCUUCUCGAUCGGGGUCCUGCAGGGCAGCCUGGAGUCGCAGCAGGCCGACCUGGAGGUGGAGAAGACCAGCACGCACAACAUGCCACUCUGCGGCGCCCUGUACAGCUCGCCCAUGCAGCAGGUGGUGAGCGGCUGCGUGAGUGGCACAGUGAUGGUGUGGGAGCUGAUGACGGGCAGGAAGAUGGCCAUGUUCUCGGUGUCGGGGGACGAGCACGAGGAGCUGACGGCCAUGGCCCUGGACGAGCCAGAACGCUGCCUGAUCACGGGCCUGCGGGACGGCAGCGUGAAGCUGUGGAACUACAACAACGGCGAGUGUCUGGUCACCUUGCCCAAUCCCGACCACAUGGAGAUCAGUGGAAUCAUCCACUUGAACAAAGUGUUCUACGUGGCGGGCUGGAGCAAGAGAAUCAACAGUUUCAUGUUCCACAGGACCAAGCCACUGCUCCUGUGCUACCCCUGGCCGACCUUUCACACGGACGACAUCCUGAGCAUGGACAAGUACCAGAACCAGUUUCUUGGGACGGCGUCCUACAAUGGGGACAUCAUCUUAUGGAACAUCUUCCUGCUCAAGCCCCUCUUGAGUUUCAACGCCUCGCAGAGCUACCUGGCCCUGCAGCCCCAGAAGGUCUACACCCCCGAAGCCGAGGAGAAGGCGCCAGAGCCGCAGGAGGCCAGCAGACCUCACACAGCGAAAAAGUGGGCAGAACGUUCUGGGGACCACCCGGGCCCCAGCCGCAGGGCCGGGCCCAACCUGUGGCGGAACCUGGUGUCAGCGCCCCCCGUGAUGAGACAUCCCGACCACAAGGAGAUGGAGGUGCGUGCUUGCAGCCCUCAAGAAGCCCCUCAGCACCAGUGGCUCCAGGGUGACGGGGAAGACCCAGGAGGAGGGACCCGCUGCCGAGGGCACGGAGAGCUUGCAGAAGGAGGCGCUGCGGAGCAGGGCCGCCGUGAAGGCUGGCUGGGAGCCGGCAGGGAGCUGCACCCUCAGUUCCGGUCCUGUCCCUGCUCCCGCUGGCCCCCAUCCUCCAUCGAGAUCAUCUUCCUGCAGACCAGGCCCCGGCAGCCGUACACGGCCGCCCUGCUGAGCAGCUGCACGGAUGGCUACCUGUACGCCUGGUCCACCCACGGCAGUGGCGGCCUGCUGGGCAAGUUCCCCUCGGGCCUCACUGAAACCGAGAACGUGGUCGUGGGCACCAUGACCACGGACAAGAACGACUUGAUUCUUCUCACGGGGGACUCCAAGGGGCAGAUCAAGAUCUGGGACAUCAAGGAUUACUGCGUGUCCACUGGCAGAUAUCCACAAAUGCGCCAGCACCAGUCCGGGUGGCAGUCUCUGUCUGUGAGGAACAAGUUCCAGUACUUAAUCUCUAAGCGGAUCCGGACUGCCGGCCCCUACUUUGUCCCCUUGAAGCCGACUGAGGUGGUGUCUGGUCAGACCGUUUCCCUGGUUCCUCCCAAACUCCUGAUUUCCUGGAAGGGCCACGAGGAGAGUGUGGUGGACAUCCGGUAUGUGAACAACUUCCAGUUGCUCAUCACCGCUGGUCUGGACCGGGACGUCAAGGUUUGGAAAGUCUCCGGUGAGGCCAUUGGCACCUUUGGCCUGACCAUCUGGAAGAAGCUGCAGAUGGUGGACGCGGAGCUGAGCAAAGGCUAUAAGGACACGUCCAUGUUCAUGGACAGCAGCCUGCAGACUCUGUAUGAGGAGCAGCCGGGAGACGUGGACCUGGCCAGCGCCCUGGAGUACCAGCGGCAGGAGCAGAUCGCCCUCCUGGCCCUGCUGCACAUGAAGGGGGACAUGGAGACCGGGGCCUGGGCCGCCCUGCGGAGACUGACCCUGCAGUGCCCGUGGGGCGGGGAGCGCCCCCUGGAGGACAUCGAGAACAGCUGGCGCGCGUGGGAGAGCCGGGCCCAGACGGUGAACAAGGCCGUGGGGGGCUCCUACUGGCACAGGGAGCGGGCGCGGAGCCCCGGCGCGCACUUCAGGGACGUGCAGUACGGAUGCAUGCGACACCAGAUCUCGCCGCGGGUCUUCCAGAGCCUGCCCUUCACCGAGCUGGCUGCCGUCCAGCAGCCCGAGCUCCUGCAGGAGGCCCUGGAGCAGCCGGGCAGCAGUGGGCACACGGUGGCCCACAAGCUCUGGCGGAAACUGCACCCCGACGGGGACACCAUGGCCAGCGUGGCCUCCGUGUUCUCCUCGCUCUUCUCCACGGCCUCCGGCUCUGCGUACCAGGAGUCCACCCCCACCUCCUCCACGCUGGCCUCCUCCUCCCUUUUCUUACACUCAGGCUCCAUUAGCCCCAGGAGGGCCAGGCCCAAGUCUGCCUCCUCCAGGCAGCCCAUCGGGUUUCGAAGAGCCUCCUCUAGAUCCUUGAUAAGGAAGCGCACCCCUGUGCAGUUCUGAGGGCCCCCCACACGUAGA